AUGAGUGUUUUUAUAAAGUAUUCUAAGCCGGGCAGUCUUGGGGCAGUAUUCAAUGUACAAGUUUUAUGGCGAUUUAAUUCCACUACAGCGGAAUCAAUAAGAAAAGAGGAGGAUGAGGAAUUCCGUGUUCUUGACAUAUUGAAGAAAAAAGAUAGACAGCAAAAGAAACAGAUUCGUAGGGCAGAUAUACAGCCAGAUAGGGCUGAUAGAAUGGCUACUGAUCAGAAUUGGGGCAAUGUGUGGCCUGGACCUAAAACCUUUCACCCUUCAUCUGUGCCACUGCCAAUACGACAAGGUUAUGUUCCUAAAGGGCAAGCACCACCAGGGAAGAAAGCAAAUGCUGAGCUUAUGAAAAUACCCAACUUCCUUCAUCUCACACCACCAGUUAUUAAGACACAGUGCGAGGCUAUAAAAAAGUACUGUACAGAAUGGCCAAAGUUACUGAAUUCCGAGGAAACUAUAGAAAAGCACUAUCCUUUAGAAAUUAUCUCAUCAGAUUAUUGUCAUGCCAGUCCUACCAUCCGGAAUCCCUUGGCUAGAGUAGUGAAUUUAAGAAUCAAGUUGUCGUCAUUAAAUUUGGACAAACGUGCAAGGGAUAAGUUCCUCAGAUUGAUUGGUGACCGUUAUGAUGAGAAAACUGAUUUAGUGACCUUUAUUGCUGACCGUUGUCCAAUGAGAAAGCAAAAUUUAGACUAUGUAAACUAUUUACUGACAGCUUGCUAUCACGAAUCAUGGAGUGUUGAAGACUGGGAGAGUGAAAAAACUGAAGAGGACAUGGAAUAUUACGAUUGGAAUAAUAACGCAUCCAAGAGGAGUCUGGUUAACUGGUUUUUAAAGUGCAAUAAUGAAGAAAAAGAAUUAACAGAUGAGGAAUACAAGAACUUUGAUAUUUCUAAGAUUCCAAAUGCAGAAGGUUAUAAGAAUGCAGUAAAUAGCUUGAUGAAUGAUGGUGAAUGCGAUGCCACAUUGAAAACCUAUGGUUCAUCUGUUAGAAAGCUAUUGGGGUUGCCAGAAAAGAAAGUAACAUAA
This is a messenger RNA of Parnassius mnemosyne (clouded apollo), 1029 nucleotides long. The record is from the annotation of a GenBank genome assembly. NCBI's taxonomy places the organism in Eukaryota, Metazoa, Arthropoda, Insecta, Lepidoptera, Papilionidae.